This is a messenger RNA of Loxodonta africana (African savanna elephant), 8906 nucleotides long. RefSeq names its product Fas binding factor 1 (gene FBF1). Lineage: Eukaryota; Metazoa; Chordata; Mammalia; Proboscidea; Elephantidae. Gene Ontology annotation, cellular component: centriole; ciliary transition fiber; ciliary basal body. The transcript is spliced from 31 exons. Bases 494 to 3949 code for a protein of 1151 amino acids. The record is from RefSeq and is a predicted model, not a curated record. Gene Ontology annotation, biological process: cilium assembly; establishment of epithelial cell polarity.
CAACCGCUGACCUUUUAAGUUAGCAGCCAAGCGCUUUAACCACUGCGCCACCAACGCUCCUUUGGCCUUUGCAGACCACUUAGGAAAUCUCUGUGGUUUGGGAAACUGAGGCAGAUUCCCUUUGGAUGGGAGAUGGCAGAAGUUUCUUGAUGUUAUGAGACAAACUGCUUGGAUUGUAGGUCGUGAAAAUUGCUAUUACAGACACUAACACUCAGGGUAGCCUUUGUCCAUCCCCCCAGAUAAACUUCAAAUUCUCAUAACAGGGCAGACAAACACUUGAGAAAUAGUGAUGACCAUCUCUGACUCCUUCCUUCCAAGGCAUGCCAGAGGUUGGUUUUGGUCAAGUGCGAGUGAGGAGGUAUAAUUCUGAGGAAGACUCUUCUCUGUUAAUGAGGUGAGGAGGAGCCUGAUGUAGAUGGAAUUCAAGUGAGCUGGACAGUGCUGUGAAGCAGACCCAGAGCCUUGAGAUGGAUCGAGGAGUCAGGUGUGUGGAAUGGAAGAAAAGAUGAACAAUCACGCAGCAAAAGCCAGGAAGGGAUUAAAAGGCUCCAUUGAUGAUGUCCUGGGUGACCUCUUAGGGGAUGACAUGGCCCUACCUGAGACGCCUGUAAAACUAGCUCCACGUGCCAGAGACACCGCAGGCAGGCCUCAGGUGCUCCCUUCAAGGGCUAGAACGAAGUCCCUUCCAGAAGAUGAUUUCCUCAGCACCAUGGCAGGCCUGGCAGGAGCUGAUGGUGAGGUUUCAGACAUCUCGGAUGCAGACCCGCAGGCUUUGCUCCAGGGCAUGAAGGACAUGGACGACAUGGACGCCGACCUCUUGGGUCUGAAGAAGUCUAAACCAGCCUCUAGCAAAACAGCUGCAAAGGGUUCUGGAAAAGAAGAAAAAAAAAAGGAAGAGCUGCCUGUUAUUCCCAAGCCUGCUGGCAACGAGAAAGGAGAUGCCGCUCGCACCAGGAAGCCAGCUCCCUCCCCCGGCAGCUUUAAGCAUCAGUCCAGGAACUUUUCCUUUGAAGAUGUGGAAGACCCAUUGGCAGGACUUCUCUCAGAUGACGAGGAAGGAACUGCCAAGCAGCCGCCCGUGACAGAGAGUAAAACAGCUUCUGACAAGAGCCCCAGCACCAUCAGGGACCAAGGUCCCUCUAUUCCUCUAACUCCUGGUGACACCCCCAUCCGAAAGAAAGGAGAACUGAUGUUUGAUGAUGGGGACGACAUCAUGGCUACCCUGGGGUUUGGAGACAGCCCCGAAGCAGAGAGGGGGCAGACGGGAGACCAGGAAGGGCCCCGCCCCGCUCGUACCAAGCUAGAUGAGCUGCUGGGUCGAGGCACUGCCGCCAAACUCCUGGCGCGCCCGGGCACCGGCGAGCACAGAGAGAUCAAGCCGGACAGGAGUUACCAGAGGUUGCAGGACAAAGAAGAUACCUGGGGCAUUGAAGACUUCACCUUUGGGGCCUAUCAGCCCACCGUGGGCUCCUUAGAGGGCCGGCACUCCCGCCGGCAGUCGGUCAGUAGGUUCUUACCAGAAAGCAGCACAGACCUCAAGGGAGACCUGGGCUCCAGACAGAGCACUCCAGCCGUGUCCAGCCCCAUCCACCCCAGAAAGGGAGGUGCCGACUGGUUGGGCCUUAAGGAUGAUGACUUUGACCUGCUCCCACCCUCUCCCACCAGAGAGGCCCAGAGGGGCGGCUCAGCACUUUCCACGCCCUCAGUGCCCCCUCCUGCCAGCCAGCACUCGGCCCCCAGCCGACACUCAGCCCCGGCUGGUCUGCCUGUCUUAGGGGCAAAGCCUCCUGCUGAGGGUGCAGCUUCCCCUUCCAAAGCCAGCCGGGCCUCCAAGCUGGGAACAUCAGAGGAGAGAGAGGAGGAGGACUGGCUGAGCCAUGCCUUGUCUCGGAAGAAGUCCCAGGGCCUGGUCAGAGAGGAGCAGGCUGGGGCCUCCAGGGGCAGCCAACCUGCUGGCACCCAAAGGCCUGAGCAAGCAGCUCCUGAAGGGACCUCAGGAACAACAGCGCAGGAAGUGCCACCCGCUGGGCCUGACGAGUCCAGGCCUCCUGUGACUUGGAAGCCAGCCACUACGGCUCCCUCUGCAGGCGAUCCAAAGAGAGAACCAGCCCCUGGAGAGCUGUCCAGCACCGAACCUGCCGUUUGUUUCCCAAGCUCCCAGGAACCCCCAGGGUUUUCAGUGCCUGUACAGUCCCUGCACCCUGACCCCCUGCCAAGGAGCCAGAUGCCUGGCGCGACGUGCCAGAGGCAGGUCCUAGCGGCACAGGCACCGCUUCAGGCAGAGCUGCUGCAGAGUCAGGCCCAGCUGGCUGAGCUGGAGGCCCAGGUGCGGAAGCUGGAGCUGGAGCGGACCCAGCACACGCUGCUGCUGGACAGCCUGCAGCAGCGACACCAGGCCGACCUGGAGCUCAUCGAGAGUGCACACAGAAGCCACGUUAAGGUGCUCGAAACGUCAUACCAGCAACGGGAAGAGCGGCUCCGGAGGGAGAAUGAGGAGCUGGUGGCUCGAUACCUGUCUCACUGCCAGGAAGCUGAGCUGGCCCGCACUGAACUGGUCGCCCAGCAUCAGCGGCGCUUAGCAGCUGCGGCACAGGAGAAGGACCAGGAGAUGGAGCGGCUGAGGGAGCUGCAGGGGGCAUCCAUCCUGGAGAUGCGCAAGGACCAUGAAGAGCAGCUGCAGCAUCUGAAGCUGCUGAAGGACCGUGAGAUUGAUGCCGUCACGAGCGCCACCUCCCACACGCGGUCCCUGAAUGGCGUCAUCGAGCAGAUGGAGAAGUUCUCCAGCAGCCUGAACGAGCUGUCCUCCCGCGUGGAGGCCUCGCACCUCACCACCUCCCAGGAGUGGGAGCUGGGGGUCCGGCAGCGUGAUGAGCAGCUCCGAGCCCUGCAGGAGAGGCUGGGCCGGCAGCAGCGGGACAUGGAGGAGGAACGGGGUCGGCUGCAGGAGGUCAUCGCAAAGAUGGAGGCACGCCUGGGUGAGCAGAGCCGGCUCCUGGAGCAGGAGCGAUGGCGUGUGAGUGCCGAGCAGUCCAAGGCUGAGUCUGCGCAGCGCUCCCUGGAGGAGCAGAGGAAGGUCCUGGUGCAGCAGACAGCCAUGGAGAGGGAGGAGCUGGAGCGAGCCAAGAGCGCCCUGCUGGAGGAGCAGAAGUCUGUCAUGCACAAGUGUGGGGAGGAGCGGCGGCGCCUGGCCACCGAGUGGGCCGAGUUCUUCGCGCAGCAGAAGCUGAGUAAGGAGCGGGCAGAGCGCGAGGCUGAGCGGGCGCUGCAGGCGGACACCCAGCGGGAGGGCACCCUCGUCAGCCUGGCCAAGGAGCAGGCGGAGCUGAAGAUCCGGGCCAGUGAGCUCCGGGCCAAGGAGGACCAGCUGGCAGCCGAGAGGGAGGCACUGGAGCGAGAGCGGCAGGAGCUGCAGCUGGAGAAGGAGCGAGUCAACGCGGCCGCCUUGCGUGUCCGGCUCCGCGCUGGGGAGGUGGAGGCCAUGAGCAAGGUGGCCUCGGAAAAGUAUGAGGCUGGGGAGCGGGCACUGCUCGAGGCCCACCAGGUACAGUCGGAGCACCAGGCACGGCUCCGGCAGGUGCAGCAGCAGCAGGAGCAGCUGCGGCAGCAGGAGCAGCACGUGCACCAGGAACAUCUGAGCCUGGCCCAGCAGAGGCUGCAGCUGGAUCGCGAGCUGGAUCGCAUCCAACAGGACCUGCCCUCCGGCCUUGUGGGGCUGCUCUCCAGGCUGCAGGGUCCAGCAGCCCCCAGCCUGAGCGCCGUUGGGACUCUUGCUACCACCAGCCCUCCGUGCAGCCAGCCCCUGGCCAGCCUCGGCCCCUCACACCUCCAUGCCAAGCUGGUGCUGCUGAGACACACGGCCGAGCAGGACCGAGACUUCUUGGAGAAUGAACAGUUCUUUCUGGAGACUCUGAAGAAAGCGCCCUACAAUAUGACAUCGCAUUCAGCCUGAGCGGCUCCCUGGCUGCACCCUCAACCUACGGCGCAGGCCUGGACUCACCCACUGCCCCAGCAGGCAACCAGCUCCAUGGAGGUGGCACUGCCUCCCACCAGGUGCCCAGGGAAGGCUCCAGGUGCCUAGGACUGAUUACAGCUCUUCCUGUAACGGAGUGCUGGCACUUUCUUUCUGAGCGUCUCAGCUAUGGCCAAGAGCAGGCAGCCUCCUGGGCUCCAGGAGUUGGGGGUGCAGCAGCCUCUGGGAAUGGCAUGGUGGUGAGGGCUUCUCAGCCACACGCCCACCUUUAGCAACAGCUUCGGUUCUCCUGCCCCACAGCCAUCCAGCCCCACAGCUGUCCAGCUCACACGCGAGAGUCUAACCGGCAGUGAGUCCACCCAGAGCUGCCUGGGCUCUGUGGAUCCUCCCUUCCUCCACAGGCAUGUGGUCCGGGGUCUUCCUCUUGCUGGGGCCCAAGGAAGGGACUGUUCUCUAGGGGUCCAUGAGGAGCCCUCCACCCGACCCCAUCCCUGAGGAGCUGGCAGAGAUGACAUGAGGCUCCUCCCGAAGGCGAUGUCGUGUCUUGCAGGCCUUGUGAGGGGCCGUGAGGAAGGGGAGGCAUCCCAGGCAAGGAGGGUGUGCCCGGCCCAGUGUGGCCUGGCAUUUGCUGUGCUCUUGGAAUUCAGCCAGCCCUAACUGUCCCAGGUUUGCCUCAGGGUGCCCUCUUCCUUCCUGGCACUGCCUGAAGAGUCUACUAGCUCAGCACAGACACUGGCCUCACGGCUUCUCCUGAGGGGUGCCCACCGGAGAUGGGGUCGGUACUGUGCGACAACGACAGGGACUUGUGGGGUACAAGGAGAGAAGUCCUCUCUGGGCUCCUUGCUUAUGUGAAGCCACGGCGUGCUGGCAGUGAGGGUGGGCAGCCUGAAAGCUCUGCCCUUGGGAGGAACCCCAGCAUCCAGGGACCCAGGAGGUGGCCUGCUGCUCAGGCCACUGCUACCCACAGGUGCCUUCUCAGUUCUCCACUUGUGUGCCCAGGCUGCUAGCAGGGAGCCAGAGGGAGAAGGGACAGGAGAAUUGGCGAUUACCCCAGCAGACCCACGGACAGACCAACUCAACCAAUCACCAUUACUUCCAAAGCAGCUUCCAUCAGAGACUAGUUUAUCCCCUUCUAGUGGAGAGGAGAACACCCACAUGAGCUGGCACCUACAUGCCUAGUGGGCUGGAAGCUGUCAGCUUCAGAGGGAUCCUGUUUAUUUACCGACAAUUCACAGCUUUGUUUUGGACCCAUUAAAUUGCUAUAGUCCUAAUGACCGAAUUCUUAUAAUUUGUCAUGUCUAAUCAGAGUUUGUAAGGAACCCUGGUGGCACAGUGGUUAAGUGCUCAGUUGCAAACCAAAAGGUCAAGUUUCAAACCCACCAGCUGUUCGGGAGAAAGGCCUGGCAAUUUGCUUCCAUAAAGAUUACAGCCUAGGAAACCCUAUGGGGCAGUUCUGUCUCGUCCUACAAUGACUAUGAGUUGGAAUCGACUCAUCGACAACAGGUUUGUUUUUUUUUUAAAUCAGAGUUUGUACUUAUUUAUCAGAAGUGGUCGUUUGGUAGCCCUGUUAUUUGCUGAAAAGCAAGUCCCAAAGAGCAGGCCGGCAUUCCUAUGAAAAAAGCAGCCAGUAAAACUUGCCAGGCUUGGUGCCCCUGGCAGGCACUGACUGCUGCAGCACGCCUGUAAAACGUCCUUAUCAUCAUCCCUGUUUCAGAGAUGAUGAGACAGAGGGGCAGAGAUUAAAUAACUUGCCCAAGAUGAUGUCACAGACAGCAGAGCCUGGGUUGGGCUUCUAGUUGAACAGAUUCCAAAGCCCCAGGCCUCAGCCACAUCUCCUUUCUGGCGCCUUCUAGAACAGCUACACACAGUGCUCCUGGCAAGUAAAAUUUGUCAAGAUGCUUCCCCGGUCGGUGCCUCCACUGACCAGGGAAGCUCCAGGUGCCCCGGUAGAAGCCUUUGUUGAAGCGUGGAAUUCCUUCUCUCAACACACCCUUAGGCAGUGCCCGCCACGAGCCAGCCGUGUGAAGAGCUGGGAUCCGGUGGUGGGCACACAGCAUCGAAGCGGUGACUGGAGGAUGUGGGGUGGUCCGCACAUGUGUGUUGGGGGUUGGUGCGGGGAGGCCAACCUUCAAGGCAGAGGGUAAGGAUUUGAUCUAGAAUUAGGGCCGGGUCAAGAUGGACUUUGUUUAUUUUAUAGAGUUUGACCUUUUAUCUUUAGAGCAGUGGGUAGUUGUCGAAGGACUCUGAACAAGGUUGGAUCUUAUUUGCAUUUUAGAAAACCCAUUCCAGCUAUGAGGUGGCGAACAGAGGGCUGCUUGCAGCUGGGUUGGAGAGAGGACAGGCCACAGUGGACUGUGGACAGGAAGGGCCAGGAAAGGAGAGGGGUCAGGAACCCCAGGCUUCUGGGAUGGGCAGCUGGGUGGUGUCAAGAACACAGGGUGCCCGUGAGAUGGCCAAGCGGAGACAGUCCAGGGGCACUCAUCUAUAGUGACACUUUACUCAGUGCCUGUAACUGUUAAACUAGCAUUAAAACGAGGCAAGUCACCUAAUUGUCCCCUUGUGGAUAGCACUAACUUCCUCCCAGGCCACAGACACUGAAGAGCCACGUGCAGGGAUAAGUGUCCUAUAUCUGCUAGUCUUUCUUUUCCCUGCAGAACUGUGAACUCCUCAGGGCCGUAGGCCUAAUGCUUCAUUCAGUCCCCAGAACUGAGAAAUACUGGUGGAGAGUAAGGAGCCCUGGUGGUGCAGUGGUUAAAGCACUUGGCUGCUAACCAAACGGUCAUCGAUUCAAACCCACCCGCUACUCUGCGAGAGAAAGAUGUGGCAGCCUGCUUCCAUAAAGAUUUACAGCUUUGGAAACCCCCCAGUGAGGCAGUUUCUAUUCAGUCCUAUAGAGUUGCUAUGAGUUGGAAGUGGCAACAGUCGGUUUGGUUUGGGUCUGGUGGAGAGUAGCAAUGAUAAAAGACCUGUGGAGCCACUACUUCCCGUUUCAAGUUAUCAUUCGUGUUAUUUGCUUAAAACUGAGACGUGGGAAUCUGUGCAAAGCCUUCCAAACAGUUAAAUUCUAAGCAAGCCCCGCUUUUUUUUUUUUGGUGCUUUAGGUGGAAGUUUACAGCGCAAGUUAAUUUCUCAAAAAUUUUUACACCUACUAUUUUGCGACAUUGGUUGCAAUCCCCACAAUGUGACAGCACUCUCCCCCUUUUCCAUUCCAGGUUCCCUGUAUCCAUUCAUCCGGUUCCUGUCCCUUUCUGCCUUCUUGUCUUGCUUUUGGGCAGGAAUUGCAUAUUCGGUCUAGUAUAUUUGAUGCAACUAAGAAGCACCUUCUUCACAUGUGUUAUUGUUUUUCAUAGGCCUGUCUAAUCUUUGUCUGAAAAGUUGGCUUUGGGAGUGGUUUCAGUUCUAAGUUAGCAGAGUGUCCAGGGGCCAUAGUCUCAGGGGUUCCUCCAGUCUCUUUCAGAUCAGUGAGGGUAGUCUUUUUGUCAUGAAUUUGAAUUCUGUUCUACGUUUUUCUCCCAUUCUGUCUGGGACUCUGCUGUGAUCUCUGUUAGAGUGGUUGGUGGUGAUAGCCAGGCACCAUCUAGUUCUUCAGGGCUCAGGCUGGUGGAAGCUUCAGUUCAUGUGGACCUUUUGUCCUUUGGGCUAGUAUUUUCCUUGUGUUUUGGUUUUCUUCAUUCUCCUUUGCUCUGGACAGGAUGGGACCAAUAGGUGUAUCUUAGAUGGCCACUCACAAGCUUUUAAGACCCCAGACACUACUCACCAAAGUGGAAUGCAGAACAUUUUCUUUGUGAACAAUGUUAUGCCAGUUGACCUAGAUGUCCCCAAGACUAUGGUCUCCAGCCCCAAGCCCCACUCUUAAGGGGUUCUGGGACAGUGAGAGAACAGUAAAAAUUCUCAAAACUAGGGAGCAGUGGAGGAAUACCAGCACCCGGUUGACAAGCGUCCAUGCCUGUGACUCUGGAGGGCCUGUGUGGCUUCCUUUCUUGAGAAGCAGGUUGGGAGAACUGGGGGCUGGACUGGGUGGGAGGAGGUGAGAUUACAGGCAAGUAGAAGACAAUUCAGAAACAAAAGGAAAGACAGAACAAAAAGGAAAAGGAGAGCCCAAUGUAAAUAUAAAGUUAAGACAAGCUUCUCAAGGCCAGAGGCCCAAACCAGUGCUACCGAAAUGGAAAAUGAGGGAAAUUCAAAGUGAGGGAGACAGGUUUAGCUGUUUGGACACUGUUUAUGCAAACCAAUUUCACAACUGCCACUUCUUGCUGGAUAGAGAGACCCCCUCAUCCUGUUGUAGCACAAAUGUGAGGAUCCAGGCCUCUGCUGGUGCCAGACCAACUCAGCUGGUGACACGUCCUGGCUUGAAAGCAUCUUGGAGGGACCACUCCAGUGGGGCUGGGAGGUAGCCGGGCCACAGGGAUAAAGGUGAGGGGGUGGAAGGCAGCAAUGGCAGCAUGUGCAAAGGCCCUGUGGCCACAGGGAGCAAAAUGUCAGAGUGAAUGAAGAAGGUUUAAUGUAGCAGAAGCUUGAGUUCCAGGACAGAGGUACCAAGUUUUCCCUUAGAACUGGAUCCUAAGAGCAACGCAGAGCCUUAGUUGGAAGGGUUUGGGCAGGGACACAAUUUCAUUUCUGUCUUCACCAGGUCACUUACGCCGCUGUGUGGAUAUUAACUGGAAAGUGCCAAAAGCGAACAGAAACAGUACUUUAAGUGCUUCACAUAAACUUACUUCACCCUCCCAACAACCUUAUUUGGUAACACUAUUACCUGCUUUUUUUCUUUCAAAUGAGGCUAAAUCAUAGCAAGGGUAAUGGGAAGGUCACAAUCUGGAAUCUGAACUCAGGCAGUCUCCCUCCCCCAUGAUGCAGCACCACGGGGAGUUCGGGGUGCCCCGUUCAGGGCUUGGGCGUGUUCGCUGAACUGCACCGACAGCGCCGCGGGGCGGCUGGC